AUGGCUCAUGAUUACGGACACGAACACAAGGAAGUUGAGCAUGAUUAUUAUGCCCAUCCCAAAUAUGAAUUCAAAUAUGGCGUUAAGGAUUUGAAAACUGAAGAUAUUAAAGAACAAUGGGAACACAGAGAUGGUGAUAAAGUUUAUGGUGGUUAUCUCCUGAAGGAAGCUGAUGGCACCACACGUGUAGUGAAUUACCACGCUGAUGACCACACUGGUUUCCAUGCUGAUGUCAAAACUAUUGGCGAAGCUAAACAUCCUGAAUCCCAUCAUCACGAGAGUCAUGGACAUUACGGUCAUGCUGAAAGCUUUGUUAAAAUUGAAAAGCACUUAGAAUAA
Musca vetustissima is the source of this 339-nucleotide messenger RNA. Its product is annotated as cuticle protein 19-like. The record is from RefSeq and is a predicted model, not a curated record. Lineage: Eukaryota; Metazoa; Arthropoda; Insecta; Diptera; Muscidae. The coding region runs from base 1 to 339 and encodes 112 amino acids. Gene Ontology annotation, cellular component: extracellular matrix. The transcript is spliced from 2 exons.